UGUCAGUAAACGUCAAUGUCAGGUGACGGCUUGCUGGCUGUGAAAUCGAGUUGGAAUUAAAAUCUUUCUCUGAUUAAAUUUAAUAUAAGUUAUAAUGUAAUUUUAUCACAAUAUAUUGUGAACAGUGGUGUCGCUAUACGUUUAUUGACAAACAAUGGGCGAGAGUAGCGAUUCCGAAGAAUUUUAUGAUGCUGAAGAAUUUACACCGAUCAAGGGUUCCAAGAGAUCGUCAAUAUGUAAAAACAUUGGUGUGACAGAGACAGACUCUUCUGAGAAGGAUGGUUCGAAGCAUGGCGAGCUCCCCACCACCAGUGUCAGUGCUCCCACUACAGACAUAACUCCUGCUGAGGUUAACAGGACUACUGUCAAAAAUGUGGUGCAAGGCAGGCGCCGGUUUCAAGAGCUGCGUCGGUGUAUGCAAACGGAGGAAGACGACGAAGGGACACCAGACGCGGCCGGCUCGCUCGACCACCACACGUCCACGCUUGAGCAUCCUUUUAAAAUAAUAGCACACGACACAAUGAGCCUGCAGAGUAUGACGUCGCUGGGCAGGAUCGGCAGAAUACUCAGCGGUGCUUCCGACUCCCAUUCAAAUAUUCGUGAGGCUGUGCCUGCUCCGUCGUUGUCGUCGAGAGAACCUUCAACGACAUCUGAUGACCCUCUGACUACAGAAAGUAGAAACCAAACAGUAUUAGCGAUGGCGGAACCGGACGUUAUAGCGAGCACGAAAGCCAACAGUUUGAAGCAAAGUCGUCACUCGAGCGCCGCCAUAAUGUCGAUGUCGGGGGAACCGCGCCCUGCCAGUGUUUCCGGCCCAGUGGCGCCGCCUAGGAGAAAGAAACGAAACAAACUACACGGAUCACAAUCUCUAUCGACUACAGACGGCGACAAUCUUAGUAUCUGCACGACGGACACCGACGACUACAGAUACGUGCCGCGACGCCCUCUCACUGUAGAGAAGCCGCAACUGGACUCGUUACUAGUGGAGGCACCGCCGCCUUCUUCCGCCAACCAGACGAUGGCGUUGCCGAGCCCCGCCAGCACUAUAGAAUCCCUUACAAGAGAGUUCCAGGACUCGCUGGAACUGGAACAGAACAAAUACGCGAGUGACAUGUCAUCGACUAGCGUUCACGAGUCUCGUUCUAGCGAGAGGACCAGCGAUUCCUCUAGAAGCAGUACGACGGCUUCAGUGAGGCAGAGUAAACCCAACAUGCCUGCCGAAUCAGCGAUGGACAUCAAGGAGGCUAUCAGAGGCGAAUGUACAGUCCGCGCGGGAGAUUUGGAUCGCCGCACGCACAGUGAGGGUCGCACUCCACAUCCGCCCCCUACACACGGUAGUCUCAACCAUGCCACAAGACGCAGUAAUUCCGAAUGCGGGGGUGGCGUAGGAACUUCGGGAGCUCGCCGGAAAUCCGCCGGCGACGAACAACAAUUAGGAUUAGCACUCAGAACACGAACCACUUCCGGUCAUCGGCUAACAGACAUUGAGAUACUGGAACAAGUCACUGUACUCAACCUGGACACCGGUGAACGCGUCCCCCUAAGCGUGGCUGAGCACAAACUGCCGCAAUGUAUAAACCCACUCAGCCUGCACAUCAUGCGGCUCACUUCAGAGUACAUCGCCAACAAUAUGGACCACGCCAGUCCGGAAUCUCCUAAGCUGCACGCACACUGGCGCAAGCGUGUGUCCGUGGCUCGUCUCGUGUCCGCAGUGAGUUUACUGCGCGAGACCCCGUCGCCAUUAAGGAAAGCCCGUUCUUCCAUCACUGUGCCGAAUAGGGAGACCGAUGAAGAGAGUGAGAGCGUUUGCGUUGGCGGCGCCGAAGACGAGACCAAAGAGGCGAAACGUGAGACCGCAGAUCGACAGACAACUGCCAUACGACGGAAAACGGAAAAGUUAAAGCGGUUCUUCGGGAGCACGGUGAAGAAGACAGUGGAUGCUGCCAAAUCUUUGGCUCAAGAAGUGUCCCACGCUCGGCACAAGGAAGAUGUGGCUGAUAUAGCUGAUGACGUCAGAGGAGAGCACAACAUCAAGCUGAAGGCUUCUAACUCUCAUAAGGGGCCUUAUGAUUUCGAUGGCUGCGUAAGACAUGUACAGGAGAUGGGCUCGGCUCAUAGCGGGGCAGUAUGGUGCUGCAAAUUCAGCGUUUGCGGCCGACUGCUGGCCACCGCGGGGCAAGAUCGACUGCUUAGAGUGUGGGUCACUAGAGAUGCCUACCAUAUGUUCCAGGACAUGCGGACGAAAUACGCGGCCGAACAAAAAUGCUCACCGACCCCAUCACAGGAAUCCCUAGCUUCUUUGGGCGCUCCGCCCCCCAGUCCAGAACAGCCCCCUUUAGGCCCCGCAGCCCCUUUCUGCCCCACCCCAUUCUGCGUAUACUCUGGCCACACUUCCGAUUUACUAGACGUCUCCUGGUCCAAGAACUACUUCAUUCUGUCCAGCUCUAUGGAUAAAACUGUCCGUCUAUGGCACAUUUCACUGGGCGAAUGUCUGUGCUGCUUCCAGCAUAUUGAUUUUGUGACCGCAAUAGUGUUUCAUCCGAGGGACGACAGGUAUUUCUUGUCCGGAAGUCUGGACGGAAAGCUGAGGCUGUGGAAUAUUCCUGAUAAGAAAGUGGCCGUUUGGAACGAAGUCGACGGCAAAACGAAACUGAUAACCGCCGCAAACUUCUGUCAGAACGGCAAAUUCGCCGUAGUGGGCACAUACGAUGGCCGCUGCAUAUUCUACACGACAGACCAACUCAAAUACCAUACGCAAAUAGAUGUGCGAUCUACCCGCGGAAAGAAUUCAACAGGUCGCAAGAUCAGCGGUAUAGAACCUAUGCCAAAUGAUGACAAAAUCCUCGUCACUUCAAACGACAGCAGGAUACGCCUAUACGACUUGAGAGAUCUGAACUUAUCGUGUAAAUACAAAGGAUAUGUCAACGUGUCGAGCCAAAUAAAGGCGUCAUUUUCCCACGACGGAAAGUACAUAGUCAGCGGCUCGGAAAACCAAUGCAUCUACAUAUGGAAGACUUACCACGACUAUUCGAAGUUCACGUCUGUCAGACGGGACAGGAACGACUUUUGGGAAGGCAUUAAGGCCCAUAAUGCUCUGGUCACGUGUGCUGUGUUCGCGCCGAACCCGGAUUAUAUGAUCAGAAUGAUUACGGAGAGAGAAGAGGAAGCAAAAAUGGCUCACAGGGACGCUGAAGACAAGGAGGAAGUGAAGGCCGUAGACGGCGGCAUGGUGGCAUCCUCACAAACCGGCCACGUGCUAGUCAGCGCCGACUUCAACGGAUGCAUCAAAGUGUUCGUGCACAAAGCGAAGCCCAAACACAGCUCGCUACCCGCUUCGGCGUUAGCGUGAAUCACUUACCAAACCACAUAUAUUUUAUUAUGUGUGGCCAAUGUGAGUUUUGUAUGGAUAGAUUACCUUUGGAUAUAGAUGAGAGGUUGAACUCGUAGAGCAACACGGAUGGAUGUAGCCAUACCGAAAUAAAACUAUUCAAAUAAUUCUUCCAUUUUUAGCUAGGAAAAUAUUAACUUUACAAGGGCGGUUCCAGGGGGGGG
Molecule: messenger RNA, 3552 nt
Organism: Chilo suppressalis (striped riceborer)
Lineage: Eukaryota; Metazoa; Arthropoda; Insecta; Lepidoptera; Crambidae
Source: the annotation of a GenBank genome assembly